UUACAAAUUCAUGUUCAGGGAUCACUGUGCUCAGCGAAAUUGGCAGCAGGUCAGAUUGCUAUAGGAGGUAAAGAAUCCCCUUUGCGUGUAUGGGACAUCAAUAAUCCAAAGGAAGCAGUUUUCACAUCCAAAAACGUCCGCCCAACAGUUCUAGAACUCCCAGUUUCAGUGUGGAUUUCAGACAUCAGCUUUGUCCCAAGAACAAAUGAAAAGCUUGUGUUAACGGCGUCAAGACAUGGUGAG
Messenger RNA from Heterobilharzia americana, 243 nucleotides. NCBI's taxonomy places the organism in Eukaryota, Metazoa, Platyhelminthes, Trematoda, Strigeidida, Schistosomatidae. The record is from the annotation of a GenBank genome assembly.